Molecule: messenger RNA, 1176 nt
Organism: Myotis myotis
Lineage: Eukaryota; Metazoa; Chordata; Mammalia; Chiroptera; Vespertilionidae
Gene: TMEM126B
Product: transmembrane protein 126B
Exons: 6
Coding region: 418-1017 (199 amino acids)
Biological process (GO): mitochondrial respiratory chain complex I assembly
Cellular component (GO): mitochondrion
Source: RefSeq, a predicted model, not a curated record
GUGAGCUCCAAGAUGGCGGCGCCCGGGCGCGAGGCGGGGGCUGACCCGCGAGGGAAAGGUGUGGUGCCGGUGGAAGCUGGGGAAAUGCCCAAGAUGCUAUUGGCCAAAUCCUCGUGGUCCCUUGACAUUGACAGCCAUCUCUUCAUACAUCACACUUGAGACACAGGAACCUUCCAGCCUAGAGCCCAGUGCCAUGGGUCCUGCUCACUGGUGUGCCACACAGCAGUUUCCAGUCAAGUCCCUGCUUCGCCCUGGGUACUACUAAGAAGCCGGACAUGUUACUUAUAUCAUCUGGAGCCGUGAUCCACUGUCUCUUCCUAGCCUGGAACACUGUCCCUCUUUCUGGAGUUCUCUCUCACUGUUCUCCAAGGCAAUCCUGCUCUCUCCCAUCUCUUCAGGAAACUCAACGACAUCAAGAUGGCAACAUACACACGUGGUCAACUCAGCCCCUCUCUAGGAGAUAAAGAACUCGGACCGAUGGUCAUUGAAAUCAUAGAAAAAAAAAUUGAGUAUCUUAGAAAAGAAAAUACUUUAAAUAUACGUGGGACACUGCUCGUUGGAACAGCAGCUGGUUUCUCUGGAAUAUUGGCAAACUUCCUUUUCAGACACUGCUUCAAGGUUAAACAUGGUGCUUUGAAGACAUAUGCAUCAUUGACUACACUUCCAUUUUUGUCUACCUUAGUUACGUAUAAGCUCCUUGUUACAGAUGCUUUGUAUUCAGAUAAUAUAAGCAUGGAAGAAUGUGCUCUGAGAAGUUCACUGGUUGGCACAGUAUGCGGUGUUUUAUAUCCAACUGGUUUGGCUUUUUCUAAAAAUGGACGUCUGGCAGUAAAGUACCAUACUGUUCCACUGCCACCAAAAGGAAGGGUUUUACAUCACUGGCUGAUGCUUUGUCAAACAGAUAUAAAAGGAAUGCUGAUUCCUCUAGCCUUUCAGAUAGUCUUUGGAAUAUACCAGGGUAUACAACUUUAUGCAGUAUUUCAGAGUACGUUAGAGAAAACUGUACAUGAAGAUUAACCAAAUAGUGAAUGGAUUUUUUUUAUGGUGAGGACUCAGGUAUUGCUGAAAGAGUUCAAAGUAACUCUGGACAAUUAGUUUCUGUUCUUUUGCCUAGUGUAUAGCAGGUUCUCAAUAAAUAUUCAGAAACUCAAUAAAUAAAUGUAAGUUUUUUCUUUC